UUUUCACGUGUUUUUAGUUAGCCGCUGUUCGAGAGGGACCAGUGAUCAUUUUGUCAGCUGGCACGUGCACGCCAACGAGCGAUUAAUGAACAUCUGAUUUGCAAGGUGGAUGACGGUGGCAAAAUAGUUCAAAGUGCAGCUUGUCUUUUCAACCCGAGUCAUCACAGAGCAAAGUGAUUAACCAUUAACUGCCACCUUGAAGCUAGCGCGGAAGAUUAGCUUUCUUAUCUUCUAAGACUCGUUUGGGCUCAGGUGCUGUUCCGUGAAACCGUGAUGGUCACAUGACUGAGACAUUUAAACCUUCUGGAAUGUCAUUUUAUGUGUGUGACAGGACAUGGCCGCCGGGUACAAGCCAAAGGUGAUAUCUCUAACCAAGAGCCCAGGUCAAACAUUCGGCUUUUAUUUGAGGAUAGAGCACGAUGAGGAGGGCCACCUGAUCCGCUGCCUUGAGAUGGGAGGCCCGGCCGAGCUGUCCGGCAUGAAAGACGGAGACCGGGUCCUCAGAGUGAAUGGCAAAUAUGUCGAUGGGCUUUCCCAUUCUGAGGUGGUGGAGUUGGUGAGAAGCAGCGGUGCCACGGUCAACUUUCACAUACUGGACGAAGCUUCCUACAAGCAGGCCAAGGAGCGGGGAGUAAACCUGGCUGAGCCUCCCCACUCGACAGCAGUCAACGGUGGCGCCCGGCGCGCCCUGAAACCAAGACUCUGCUACAUGGUCAAGUCCGGCUCAGGCUAUGGCUUCUCUCUGCGUUCCGUCAAAGGUGAGCAGGGCGUAUUCGUAUCGGAGGUGACUCCGGGAGGCGUGGCGGACCGAGCCGGCGUCAACACCAACGACCGUCUGGUGGAAGUGAACGGCGAGAAUAUCGAGAGCUACACCCAUGAACAAGUGGUGGACAAGGUCAAGAUGGCGGGCGGGAGCCUCAUGUUCCUGCUGGUGGACGAGGAGACCGACCGCUACUACUGCAGCAUGAACAUGAAGAUCCCCGCUCAGUUCGCCACCACCAAGUGCCUCCCUCACGAGCCGCGCAUCAUCAACUUGACCAAAGCGCCCGGCGGCUACGGCUUCCUGCUCAAGGAGGAGGCCAACAUGGGAGGACACGUGAUCACGGAUAUCGACAGAGGCAGUCCAGCGGAGAGGGGAGGUCUCAAGGACUUGGACAGGCUGGUGGCUGUGGACGGCCAGCAAAUGGACACAAGCGCUCACGAGCAAGUGGUGGACGCCAUCAGGCAGAGCGGCAACAAGUGCUGCUUGCUCGUGGUGGACAAGGACACCGACCUCAUGUAUGCUCAGGGUAAAGUGUCGCCCAUGCUGUUCUGGGAGGAGAAGAAGGACUCUCUCUCUCCGCCUAGUUACUCUGAAGCUAUCACCUUCCCCGCGCCGUUUAAACCACCCACAGCUGCUCAGGAGAGAAAGAAAGAUGAAGAAAUAGAGCUGAAACCUAAGUUGUGUAAGAUGGAGAAGACUCCCGCUGGAUACGGUUUUCAUCUCAACGGCAUCCAGGGUGUGUUUGGACAGCAUAUUAAAGAGGUGGUGAAGGGCGGGGCCGCCGACGUGGCCGGCCUGGUGGAUGACGACGUUGUGGUGGAGGUGAACGGGAAGAACGUGGAGCAGUGCACGCAUGACGAGGUGGUGGACAUGAUCCGCGGAACGGGGAGCAGGCUGGAGAUGCUGGUGGCCACCAAGAGCGUCUACGAGCAGCUCAAGGCUAGAGGGACGCCCGUCACGCGUCAGCUGCUCGGCGAGACGUCGCAAGUGCAAGUCCACAGUGAGGAUCAGGAGACCGCACCGGUUAAAGAGAGGACCUCAUCGGUGUCUUCAUCUUCAUCUUGUCAGAGUUUGGAUGACAGACUUUGACAAGCAACAACAUG
This is a messenger RNA of Hippocampus zosterae (dwarf seahorse), 1866 nucleotides long. RefSeq names its product PDZ domain containing 1 (gene pdzk1). Bases 335 to 1852 code for a protein of 505 amino acids. The record is from RefSeq and is a predicted model, not a curated record. Gene Ontology annotation, molecular function: protein binding; protein-membrane adaptor activity. Lineage: Eukaryota; Metazoa; Chordata; Actinopteri; Syngnathiformes; Syngnathidae. The transcript has 7 exons. Gene Ontology annotation, cellular component: apical plasma membrane. Gene Ontology annotation, biological process: protein localization to plasma membrane.